ACAGACGUCCAAUAUUUCAAGAACAGAGUUUCCAAAGAAUUUCGUCGCAAUAAAACUUUAACUAAACCUGAAGAUAUUAGUUUUGCUUAUAAGAAGGGUGAAGCUCUACUCCGCAAAGGUUCUGUGUUAUAACUAUGCUAAAUUUUAAACGUUUUAGCAAGCUCUUCAACACUCAAUCUUUAAUUUAUUGUCCAGUAGCACCUAAGCAUAUUGAUUUUUCACUUGUACCAAAAAUAAAUGAAUCAGACUUGUCAGAGCAAUUUGUUAGAGGGAGCGGGCCUGGUGGUUCUGCUGUGAAUAAAAAUGCUAACUGUGUAGUUUUAACCCACAAUCCUACAGGAACAGUAAUUAAAUGUCACAUGAGUAGAUCCCAAGAUGAGAAUAGAAAACUAGCUAGAGAAAUGUUAAUUGCCAAGUUGGAUGAAGUUUUAAAUGGAGAAGACAGUGUUGCCGCCCAAAAACGAAGAUUAAAUGAAGAAAAACUUAAGAAAAAUGAAUACAAAAGAAAGAAAAUGGCUAAACUCAAGGAGGAAUGGAAGAAACGAGAAGGAUUAGCUUAGUCAUUGUUUGUUUGAUUUAAUUUGUUAUAAUGUAAUAAAUAUAAAUAAACAUUUUUUUUU
Papilio polytes (common Mormon) is the source of this 620-nucleotide messenger RNA. Its product is annotated as probable peptide chain release factor C12orf65 homolog, mitochondrial. Gene Ontology annotation, molecular function: translation release factor activity. The transcript has 3 exons. Gene Ontology annotation, biological process: translational termination. Gene Ontology annotation, cellular component: mitochondrion. The record is from RefSeq and is a predicted model, not a curated record. The coding region runs from base 135 to 560 and encodes 141 amino acids. Lineage: Eukaryota; Metazoa; Arthropoda; Insecta; Lepidoptera; Papilionidae.